AUGGCGGCCCGACUGCAGAUACCGCAUAUCCAACCUGUUUUUGGCUGGUUGCUCGGGGUGCGACCAGUCCCAAAUCCUGGACAGCCUCAGAAAGAUUCCCAUCAGUUCACUCUGGAUCCAAACACUGCACAUAAACACCUCAAUUUUUCUGAUUGGAAGGAACAGGUGACUUUCAAUAACAGCCGUAUCCAGCCGUGUCCUGAUCAUCCAGACAGAUUUGAUGUUUAUCCUCAGGUGUUGUGUAGAGAGAGUGUGAGUGGAUGCUGUUACUGGGAGUUUGAGUGGAGUGGGAAUAGGAGUGGUGGUGUGAAUAUAUCAGUGUCAUAUAAGAGCAUCAGCAGGAAGGGAUCUGGUUAUGAGUGUUUCUUUGGAUAUAAUGAUCAGUCCUGGAGUUUAUCCUGCUCUCCCUCUAGUUUCUCAUUCUGGCACAAUAACAAAAGGACUGAACUCCCUGUUCCCUCCAGCUGCUGGAGAAUAGGAGUGUAUGUGGAUCACAGUGCAGGAACUCUGUCCUUCUACAGCGUCUCUGACACAAUGAACCUCAUCCACACAGUCCAGACCACAUUCACUCAGCCGCUCUAUCCUGGGUUUUAUGUUUGGGGAACAGUGAAUCUCUGUAAUUUAGCAAUUAUAGAUGAUUCUGAAAAGUAAUACCAAUAAUGUUGUUGAAUCAAAUCUUUGAGCUGCAUGAUAAAUCAGUAACCAUGAGAUGUUAUAGUAUCUAAAGGAAAACACAUUAUUUGAAAGAGAGUGGCAGCUUGUUGUUAUAUAUUGUUUUUUCCAUAAACAAAAACGGAUCAGUCUUUAAUCCUUGAUAGAUAUCUGCAGUGAAGAUAAUAUUCACGGCAAUAUUUACAUCAAUAUAAUACAUUGACAUGAGAAAACUCUUCAACUCUAUUUAAAGUGUAAAGUAAGUGUGUUCAGAUACUAAACACACAUUCACACACUCAUACCUGUAUAUGUGGUUUACGGGGACUCUCCAUAGGCGU
Sinocyclocheilus anshuiensis is the source of this 989-nucleotide messenger RNA. RefSeq names its product stonustoxin subunit beta-like. The transcript is spliced from 2 exons. Gene Ontology annotation, molecular function: protein binding. NCBI's taxonomy places the organism in Eukaryota, Metazoa, Chordata, Actinopteri, Cypriniformes, Cyprinidae. Bases 1 to 651 code for a protein of 216 amino acids. The record is from RefSeq and is a predicted model, not a curated record.